Messenger RNA from Drosophila serrata, 1138 nucleotides. RefSeq lists its product as uncharacterized. NCBI's taxonomy places the organism in Eukaryota, Metazoa, Arthropoda, Insecta, Diptera, Drosophilidae. The record is from RefSeq and is a predicted model, not a curated record.
UUGAGUUGUCCGAAAGUAACGGUUGAUCCGAACGACUGCAACCGUGAAUCGACUGGCAGAAAAAUAAUAGAAAUGCAUUUGAAUCUUAUGAAUUGGUUGCUGCUGCCGCUACUGGCCUUUGCGGCACCUAGUCGAGCGGAGGAGUUGCUGGAACUAUCUUGCAUCACGGACGCUCAGUGCGCUCAGUUCGAGCGGGGACACUGCGUGGACAUGGCCUGCAUCUGCACGGCACGUGACUCAAACGAACGGAUGGCCUGCCGCCCGCACGAGGAGAAGCUGACGAACAUUAUUGGCGGCCCCUGUCCCUGCCCGCAGCCAAAUGCAGAGUGCGAUGCCAGGCGGGAUCAGUGCAUCUGCCACACGGGCUAUGUGCCCAGCGCUGAUCGCAGGCGCUGCCUUCCCGAGGCGGUCCGUCAUGGUGGAGAAUGUGAAUUACCGCGGCAAUGCCAGCUGGCGGACAAGUUCAGCACGUGCCUGAAAGGCCGUUGCGUCUGUCGGUCCGACUUUGAGCUCCACGAGGGACGUUGCCUGGCGGUGCUACAAUCAAACUGUCUGCUGAAUACCGAUUGUGGCACCUGCGGUGCCUCCUUAUGUUUGCCCAAGUUGAAGAAGUGCGCCUGCGCAGAGAAUUACGUUCACAACCGAAACUUGACCAAGUGUAUAUCGGGCUUGGCCUUUGCUUUUGGCAGUAGCUGCGAUCAUAAUGCACCAUGCCAGGUGAACCUAGGGAGCUCGGCCCAGUGCCUGGAUCAUCGUUGCACAUGUCGUCCCACACACUACCCCCAAAGGGUAGCCAAUGUUGUGUCCAAGGAGAGCGACAUCGAUGAGAAUAUUAUCAGCCACAAAGAUCGAAUCAGUUGUGAGCCCAUCGUGGCCUUUGGAGCCUACUGUCGCCACAAUGGUGACUGUCGGAUGAAGCAUAUGGAGCAGGACAAUCAACCCGUUGCCAUGGUGUGCCAGUGGGGUGAAUGCGGCUGCAGUGAGACCCACCGGCUGCAGGACAACCAGUGCAUUCUAAUGGUCAGCACGGGAGUUACACAUCAUCGUACAGCACUUCUUCUCCUAAGCUUCGUUUGCACUUUACAAUUACUCUUUAUUAGGCUUUACUAAACACAAACAAAAAAAUAAUGUUGAAUUU